Molecule: messenger RNA, 4967 nt
Organism: Macrobrachium nipponense
Lineage: Eukaryota; Metazoa; Arthropoda; Malacostraca; Decapoda; Palaemonidae
Product: transient receptor potential protein-like
Exons: 18
Coding region: 203-3682 (1159 amino acids)
Biological process (GO): calcium ion transmembrane transport; regulation of cytosolic calcium ion concentration
Cellular component (GO): plasma membrane; cation channel complex
Molecular function (GO): inositol 1,4,5 trisphosphate binding; protein binding; store-operated calcium channel activity
Source: RefSeq, a predicted model, not a curated record
UGGUUUAUUCCAGAUCGCCCACCGAAGGAGAGAAGUAGUUCGAGAGGAAAGUUGCUCUGGACACUAGAGCACAAGCUCCUCUGGGACUAGUUUCUAAUGUGUUGAUCUAAGUUGAGUUGAAAGAAUAGUGAACUGCACAUCGAGAGAAGGAAAAGUCUGCUGCUACAAGGGAGGCUAUAAGCCCACAUAAUCCUCUGUCAAGAUGGGUGUUCAAAACGGAGGAUCCAAGCAAAAUGUCAACGGCUCUAGUAGUUCAAUCGACAAUGACCUGAUUGAGUCGCCAAGUGACAUCGUUCUCUCGGCGCCCGAGAGAAAAUUCUUGCUCUAUGUACAAAGGGGAGACGUCGCCUCAACUCGAAGACAUCUUGAGGAAUUCAGAGACAAGCCUCAAGAAUUGGACAUCAACUGCACAGAUCCCCUGGGUCGCACAUCCAUCGCUGUCGCUAUUGAAAAUGAAAACUUGGACCUUUUGGAAACUUUGCUGGAGUUUAACGUCAAACCAAGGGAUGCUCUUCUUCACGCCAUUUCUGAAGAAUAUGUCGAGGGAGUCGAGGUUCUGCUCGCAUGGGAAGAGAGGAACCACAAGAAAGGCGAAGCUUACAGCUGGGAAAACAUAUCAAGGGAGACUGCUACCUUCACCAAAGACAUCACGCCCUUGAUUCUGGCAGCCCAUCAUAAUCACUAUGAAAUCUGCAAACUGCUUUUGGACAGAGGAGCCUCUUUGCCCAUGCCCCACGACAUCAGAUGCGGAUGUGACGAGUGCAUCAUUUCUACCGAGGAAGAUUCCCUUCGUCAUUCCUUGUCUCGAAUCAAUGCUUACCGAGCGCUCGCUGCUCCUUCACUGAUUGCUCUGUCGUCUAAAGAUCCCAUCCGAACUGCCUUUGAGCUUUCAGGUGAACUAAGACGUCUUCAGGGAAUGGAACACGAAUUCAAAUCGGAAUAUCUUGAACUUCGGAAAGGAAUGAUGAAGUUUGUGGCCGAGUUGUUGGACCAGACUCGUACGCGCCAAGAGCUAUCAGUCAUGCUGAACUAUGACCCGGAAUCCGAUGGCUUAGAUGAGGGAGAUUCUCUGGCUAGACUCAAAGAAGCGAUCAAGUAUCGCCAAAAGCAGUUCGUGGCACAUCCCAACGUCCAGCAGUAUCUAGGAGCCAUUUGGUAUGACGGCCUUCCUGGAUUCCGUCGCUUGCCUUUCGUCGGUCAAUGCGUCCAGGUGGCCAAAUUAGGCUGCAUGUUCCCGCUCCUGUCUAUGUGCUACAUGAUCAACCCCAACAGCGAAAAGGCCAAGUUCAUGAAGAAACCGUUCGUCAAAUUCAUCUCUCACUGCGCUUCGUACAUGUUCUUCCUCAUGUUGCUGGCUCUGGCGUCCCAAAGAAUCGAGUACCUCCUCAUCGAGUGGUUUGGGAACGCUUGGUUGCGUUCGAUCCUGGAAGACUGGAAGAUCAGAGAACGUGGAUCAUUGCCCGGUUUGGUGGAAUUGUUCAUCGUGAUGUACGUUUUCAGUCUUAUAUGGGCUGAAAUCAAAUCCUUAUGGAGCGACGGCAUACUGGAAUACAUAAAAGAUUUAUGGAACAUCAUCGAUUUCGUCACCAACUCUUUCUUCAUGGCCUGGAUUCUCCUUCGCACGACUUCCUUUCUCAUCGUGCAGAGGGACUUGUGGAGAGGCAUGUGGCCCUACUACCCUCGAGAAUCUUGGCAUGCUUUCGACCCCAUGCUCAUUUCCGAGGGCUGUUUUGGUGCCGCUAUGAUUUUCAGUUUCCUGAAGCUAGUGCAUAUCUUCAGCAUCAACCCCCAUCUGGGUCCUCUUCAGAUCUCUCUAGGCCGCAUGAUCUUCGAUAUUCUGAAAUUCUUCUUCUUGUACACUCUCGUGCUCUUCGCCUUUGGCUGUGGUCUGAAUCAGCUUAUGUGGUACUAUGCGGAACUGGAGAUGAAUAAGUGUUAUCACUUACCCGGGGGGAUGCCGGAUUACGACAACGAGGAACAGGCUUGCUUCAUUUGGAGACGAUUUGCCAACUUGUUCGAGACGUCCCAGUCUCUGUUCUGGGCUUCUUUUGGUUUGGUGGAUUUAGACGCCUUUGAACUCACGGGUGUUGGGAGCUUCACGAGAUUCUGGGCUAUGUUGAUGUUCGGUUCAUACUCGAUGAUAAACGUCAUUGUGCUGCUCAAUCUCCUCAUUGCUAUGAUGUCAAAUUCAUAUAACGCGAUCUCGGAGCGUUCAGACACUGAAUGGAAGUUUGCUCGAACGAAUUUGUGGCUGAGCUACUUUGAAGGGGGCGCCACCGUUCCUCCACCUUUCAAUAUCAUACCCACACCUAAAGGCAUCCUGAGGGCGCUAGGUGUGACUGGCAAGAAAGUUAGGGGUUCCUUCAAGGAAAAGUCCAAGAAACGAUGUGAAACCAGACAUCAGAAUGUCAUGAGACUCUUGGUUCGUCGUUAUAUCACUGAACAACAACGCAAAGCAGAUGAGAAGGGCGUCACAGAAGAUGACAUCAAUGAAGUCAAGCAAGAUAUUUCCACUUUCAGAUAUGAGUUGAUCGACAUCUUGAAGAACAAUGGUAUGAAUACGUCAAUGGUCAACGCUGGAGAUUCAACGGUUGUGGGCAAGAAGGGUCGAGCUAUGGAGCGUCGACUGAUGAAAGGUUUCAACAUUGGCAUGGUUGAAGGGCUUAUGACAGAAAUUCUCACAAGUGAAAAGAAACCCAAGAACAUAUUCGGAAAGUUGGCGCGAGCAAUGGGCAAGAAGAAGAAGGAAGACUGGAAUGCAAAGGUCUCCAGAGCAUCUCUGCGUAGGGAUCAGAUUGGUUCCUCAGAGACCAGUCUCAGAAGAUCUCAGACUUCCAUCAAGAGACGUAUCCAAUAUGAAAAUGCCAAACUCUUGCAGAGCAUGAAUCCAGAUAACAUUGCAGAAUAUAACCCCAAUCUGGAGUCACACACACCAACAACUCGUGUGGCUUAUGCUAAAUUCAAAGUUGCAACAAUCAAGAAAGAGAAGGAGAGGCAGAAGAAUGCUGCAGCUCAGCAAAAAGCAACAGCAGAAAAUCAAAAACUUGAAGUUGAGAAGCAACAAGAUGCUGCCAAUAAACCAUUCAAUUCUAGGUCACCAUCACCACAGCCUCCUAAAGGGAAACCCACCACAGCUCCUACUUCCAAACCAGCAGCUAGUGCUCCUGCUCCACCUAAAGCCCCAACUAGUGGUCCUCCUCCACCUAAAGCCCCAACUAGUGCUCCUGCUGCAAAAUCUCCACCACCGCCUAAAAAAGUAUCCAGUCCUCCUCCAUCCUCAGCACCACCACCUCCAAAAAGUCCAGCACCAGCCCCCGGAAAGGUUGUGGUACCAGCUGCCUUCCAGCAGGGAGGUGGACCUCCUCAGUCACCACCCCCUACCAUUAGGCCACCACCUGCUAAGAUCCAUCCAUCAGCACCACCCAGAUCGCUAUCACCACCACCAUCCCAACCACCCCCAACUGCACCUCCAAGGGUCAGUGUCACACCAUCCACGCCAGUACCUAGUAAACCACCUACCAAACCACCAAGCCAGCCUCCUCCAAAAGUGCCUUCAUCAUCUCCUAAGCCACCACCUCCUAAGUCAUCUUCCCCAGCACCUGGGCAUGAUGCUUCAAAACACACUCCCGAUUUAGGAGGAAAAUCCCAAGUAACAGGCCAGAUGCGCACGGGAUGGCUAUAAAGCCAAAAUCUUCUGAGUAACCUUGGUAAGAAAACAGUUGCCUGCAAAACGAAUAUCAUCUCCAAGAAUGCAUGAUAUGGCUAACAGGACGCCUCUGAACUGUAUGAUUAUGCCAGUGUUAUAAAUGCACUGGCUUAUUGCCAUUGUAUGUUUGCAUUACCACGUCAAUGGAAGUUUUUCACGAUACCUUAGUUUUACUGGAUGUUAUGACUUCGUUCAUUUUUAUUCCGAGAAAACCUAUUUCAUACCCUGAUGGUUGUAGAGUAUAUUAAUUCCACGAGUAAUGCUACUUGCUCCCCACUGCUGGUUGCAGGUGGUAAAGAAACCUCAUCAAAAUAAAAUAGUAGACCUGUAGCUAUAUGGUAUUUGAAUACUUUCAGAAUGAUACCAAAGUGAUAUCUAUUAGCAUCUCAUAGACAGGAAUUUGAGCAUUCUGUUGCUUUACCACAACUUGAAAAAGGUACAAUUUUUGCAUUUCGAUGAGGCGAAAAAUAACUUUUGCUAUUCGCAUGCCCUGAAUAUCGAUUGAAAUCAACUCCUGGCUCAAAACUUGCUGAUUAAUCGGGAAAUUGCUAGUUUGAAAACUCAAAAAGGACCUGAUUUUUCUUUUAUUAUUAUCGCCAUUUUCGCCGUUUCUUGCAAAGCUUUGUAAGUGCCAUAUUAAAACUGUACAGAGAUGAGCGAUGCAAGCUAUUAAUUUUUUCUAAUUCACCAAAAUUUGCGACGUAAUAUGAAAAAUUAGCAAAAGUAACAGCGAAAUCUACACCCCACUUUUGUAAAUAAAGAUCCUCUGAAUUUAUCACCACUGAACAUGCUUACUCAUCAUUGAUAUUAUCAUUAUUAUUAGCUAAUGGUGAAGGUAUUUCAAAUAUGCUGGACUGAAGAGACAAAAAAUUGCUUCUUCCCUGUUUUUUGUCAAUAACGUCUUAGAGCAGUGGAAUUAAACAACCCGUUCUCAAUUUUGCAGUAUCCUCCAAGAGUAUUUAUAAUUCUCUAUUUCAUUGAUUUCGUAACAGAGAACUUUUAUAGUAUAUGAAAGCUUGAGUUUAACAGGUAAAAAGUUAUAUUCAGGCUUUCAGAGCUACACGAUAUAUUUUGUAGAUCACGAAUAUUUUGUACUUUUGCACCGGAUUUUACUUGAAAAUAUGAUUAACUGUAAUUCCCGUAGUUAUGAAAAUGUUCAUUAAGCAUCUUUGCCUCAUAGUGCUUCGCCCGUCAAGUAAACAUUUUGCGGCGAGUUUUUUCCUCAAAAGUAAAGAAAACUUUACACUGAAAACAAUAUAUU